Candidula unifasciata is the source of this 1159-nucleotide messenger RNA. Lineage: Eukaryota; Metazoa; Mollusca; Gastropoda; Stylommatophora; Geomitridae. The record is from the annotation of a GenBank genome assembly.
AUGUCAUUGGCUAAAAUUUUGGCUUUCAUUAGUUUUUGUGACAUACAUUGCCAGAUCUUUGAUGGGGUGACUGUGCCAGAUAGUUCAGCUGUAGUUUAUCUGCCUGGCGAAAUCCAAGCUCAUGCUGUGAAAAUCUGGCCAGUAGAGUGGAGUUAUGGAAUUGCAAUCCAGCUAGAGCUUAGUGGAUGUCCUGAAGAUGACUGUGUCCCUGAUAAUGCUUUGAGUGGUCCUUACUUUGUGGAUGACAGAAACUUCAGAGCCUCAUCUGAGCUGCCUGGGUUUGAGUCUUGGAAUGCCAGGCUUAAACCAGGAAGAAACCAGCGACAGCUGUCGGUCUGGAUGCCGCUCACUACGGAGACAAACCCAUGGAUUGAGGUAGAUCUAGGAAAGAAGAGAAUUGUAAAGGGAGUGACUAUAGCAGGUGAUGCUGCGGGUAACUACGUGGCUGGGUUUAAUCUGCUGCUGAGUCAGUCACCAGGAGACCCGUGUAUCACAUACAUGGAACCAUACGGGCAACCAUAUAUAUUUUCAGGCGCCAUUCCCAAAGGACAGUUGUUAACCUUUGACCUGGUGUCAAGUGUAGAGGCUAGAGUGGUGAGACUGCUGGUUCUUUACUGGGCAGGGAAGGCGGCCCUCAAGUUUGAUGUUCUGGUUUGUACCUCUGGCUGUACUGCAGAACCAAUCAUUGACAAGCUUCCUAGCAGCCAGAUUUCAGCCUCAGACAGUGACGAUUAUCAUGACCCAAGCAGGUCAAAGCUCAACACACAGAGGUCAGGAGUUCUGGCUGAUGCCUGGCGGCCUCUCCGUCCCACAGUUGUUGAUUCUUCCUACAUUCAGGCCGACCUGGGGUCUGUAAUGCAGGUCACGUCUGUAGCCACCCAGGGAUCAGAAUCCGAAAGUCUGUGGGUCACUUCCUACUAUCUGGCAUUCUCAACUGAUGGCCAGACUUUCCGAAGAUACGGAGGCAAUGUGACAUUUUACACAGUGGCAAACAGAGUCACAGUUUACAAUGAAUCAGUGCUGUACCAAGGCAACUUUGAUGGUUCCACAGUGGUUAAAAAUGACCUGGCUCAACCGGUGAAUGCCAGAUAUGUCCGGUUGUACCCUCACAGUUUCCAGACAGCUGUAGCCAUCAGAUGGGAGAUCUAUGCUUGUGCUA